AUGCAGUCAUAUUCAACAGCAAUUAAUAAUAAUGUUAAUACGAUUUGGCUACUUGACAUUUCCAGUAACUCGCAAAAUAUUCUUGAUGCUUUAGAACAAAUUCCGUCGUCGAUCAAUCAUAUAAAGACAUUUGAAAAUAUUAUUGGAUGUGAGCAAUUCAUCCGAUCCCUUUCGGAUGAUGAUUGCAUUGUCUUUAUUGCUGAUGUUCCAUUGGGCCAACAAAUUAUACCUCGAAUUCAUCAACUUCAACAGGUGUUAGCCAUAUAUAUUUAUAGUACUGAGAUACAGUCAAAUGAAUCAUGGUUUCGACAGUUUAGAAAGUUUCGAGGCAUAUGUUCGCAGUUGAAUCAACUUGCUACUUCAAUACCAUCACGUUAUAGGAGACGACCACGCCGUGAAACCGAUGAUCUAUUCUCAUUUGAUAUACUCAGCACCGAUGAUAAUCAAGAGAAGUCAACUGCCGAAUUGGACGGUCAUUUCAUUCAUUCACAGCUGUUGAUUGAGGCUCUUCAAAAAAUGAAAUCGACUUCAACGGCAAUCGAAGAAUUUAUUCGCUUUUGUCAAGAUCAAAAAGAUAUCAAAGAUCAAAACUGUUAUCUGAAACUUGUACACGAAUUUCAAAACGAAUAUUCAAGUGAUAAAUCAGUGUGGUGGUAUACAAGAGACUCGUUUGUCUAUCGAAUGCUAAACAAAGCACUUCGUGAACUCAAAGAAAAUCAAUGGUCAUCUCCAGGAUAUGUUUAUCGAGGUCAAUCUCUGUCGAAAUAUGAGCUGAAAAGAUUGCAGCAAUCAGUGGGAAAGUUGGUUUCAAUAAAUUCAUUGUUGUCGACGACUCGUUAUCGUGAUGUGACUGAAGUCUACGUUGGGAAUACGGACGGUUUAGAAAAAGUACUCUUUAUAAUAUAUGUCAAUCCAUUAAUUGAUGGUAUCAAACCAUUUGCUGAUAUAACAUUCCUGAGCGACUUCCCUCAAGAAGGAGAAAUUUUGUUUAUAUUGGGAUCAAUUUUUCAGAUUGAAAGCGUUCAGAUUGGUGAAUAUAGAGUAUGGUUGAUUGAACUAAAAUUAUGCAGUGAUCAUGAUGAAGCUUUGAAAACGAUCUUUAAUUAUUUGCGAAGAGAAUCUAGUCGAUGUGAAUUAGAUCUUCUUGCACUUGGUAAUUUACUGCACGAUAUGGGCAAAUUUGAAGAUUCAAAAAAUUAUUAUAAUCGUUGUCUGAAAUUACUGCCGCCCAAUGAUCAUGUGUGGAAGCCGUACUGUUAUUACUUACUUGGUUUAGUAGCCACAGAAAACGGUGACGAUAAAUGUGCACUCGAUCUUCUUAGCAAAUCGUUAAACAUUCGAAGGCAAACAUUAAAAUCAUCAGAUCCUAGUAUUGCUGAUACGCUCACCGCUAUCGCGCGUGUGCAUUACAAUAGCUGUAACUUUGGCCAGGCACUACAAUUGUACCGCGAGGCGUUAGCUAUAUUUCAACAAGCAUUUGGUGAUGAUGAUCUGACGAGCGCCAUGACUUAUACUAACAUCGGUGUCGUCUGUAAGGAACAGAAGUUAUAUUUUGAUGCACUCAAUUAUCAUGAAAAAGCACGGGAGAUUCGAUUAAAAAAUUUGCCACCGGGUCAUUUCCGAUUUGGAACAUCUUGGAAUAAUAUGGGAGAAGUUUAUCAACGUCUUGGCGAAUAUGGCACGGCAUUGAAGUAUUAUAAGCGCGCGCUUGAAAUCUACAAGAGAUCACUGCCACCAGAACACAUAGAGAUCGCUAUAGUAUUAGUAAAUAAAGGCAGUAUUAAAGAAGAGAAAGUCGAUUUACGGACAGCAUUACCUUUUUAUAAACAAGCGCUUAACAUUUGUCUUCGUAUGUGA
Messenger RNA from Rotaria socialis, 1857 nucleotides. Lineage: Eukaryota; Metazoa; Rotifera; Eurotatoria; Philodinida; Philodinidae. The record is from the annotation of a GenBank genome assembly.